Messenger RNA from Penaeus vannamei (Pacific white shrimp), 2159 nucleotides. The record is from RefSeq and is a predicted model, not a curated record. NCBI's taxonomy places the organism in Eukaryota, Metazoa, Arthropoda, Malacostraca, Decapoda, Penaeidae.
AUGUUCUACACCAAAAUGCAGUGGCAGUUGUCCUCGCGUUGGGCUGAGUAUUUUGAGGAGUUGUACCAUGUUGACCCAACAACAGUUAACUUAGAUGCAGGGAAUGCCGAGAUCACAAAUCCUGCAGGUCCUCCACCAGUCCCAGCUUCUCCAGAGUCUGACGAUGAGGGUCAGAUUUGCUCGAUAUGCUUUGAACCCUGGUCAAACUCUGGGAACCAUCGCUUGGCUUCCCUGAAGUGUGGCCAUAUGUUUGGGUUUUCAUGUAUUGAACAUUGGCUGAAAGGCCAAGGUAACAAGUGUCCCCAGUGUAAUGCCAAGGCCAGAAAAACGGACAUCAGAGUACUCUAUGCAAAAUCACUGAAAGUUAUAGACACUUCGGAGAAAGAUCGAGUUGUAAAGGAACUGGAGAAAGAAAGAGAAACCAAGAGAAAACUAGAACUGGAACAUGCACAGAUAAAGCUGAAAUAUGAGCUUAAAGCCCAGUUAGUUGUUAAACUUCAAGAAGAAUUAAGGUUGAUAAAAAGUACAGUUGCAGGAAGCAGCUUCAGUAGUUCACAGAGUUUUAGAAGCUCUCAGCCUGGAACUGAUGUGCGCCAGAAAAAGUUUAAACUAGUGAUGUACUCUGUUCUAGAAAUGAUAAAAGAUGGUGGGUGCCGGGUUAUGGCUUUUAAUGAAUGGCUCGCUAUGUUGGUUGUAUCUAUUCCUAGUCAAGUUGCUAUGUUUCCUGGAUGUGGUGUAAAAAAGAUAAAUGUACUAGAAAUGAAAUCUGAAAGAUAUGUACCCAUUCAUCAAAAACAAAUAAGAGAUUUGGCUUUUAACCCUGCAAAAAAUGAUUUGCUUUUGUCCGUAGCUAUGGAUAAACUUGUGAAAAUAACCAAUAUCUGCAACAAUACAACAGUGGGAUCAUAUUCUGCCGAUGCACCAUUAUGGAGUUGUUGUUGGAAUGCAGAUAAUGUUAACCAGUUCUUUGUGGGCACUGCAACAGGGUCUUUGCUACAAUACGACACAUGCAACACAAAUGGACCAAAGAGUGUCACCAAGAUCUCUGGGUCAGGACCAGUGGUAUCCAUGUGUUACAUACCAUACAAAGCAAGUGCAAAUUUCAACUCUGGAGGACUUCUAGUAGCACGUUUGCAGUCAGUGUCAUUUGUAGAAUUUAAGGAUGACAGAGUUAUAGACCAUGUAUUACCAUUUGAGGGACCAUUCACCUCUGUUUCCUUUGAAAAUCAAAACCGGCACAUACUGAUUUCUUGUAGACCAAGUCAACGAUAUCCCCAUGCCAGACAUUUGGUGUGUGAGCUACAGUGUGUUAAUAUUAACAAUGAUGAUCCAACAAGGACUAGAGUGGUCACAGGAAACAUUAUUCACACUUUUAAAGGAGGAACUACUCAGAGACUCUUGACUCGCUCAGUCAUCUUGAGUAAUCCACUUGAGCCCAGUAGUGUCCUUGUCUGUGCCAAUGAUGAGUCAACACAGAGUACGUGUAUAUGGGAUCUUUCUUCUCUUUCCUGUGUACAACAGCUCAAGGGUUCAGAAAAUGUGAUUGAUAUUCAAGCAGUACACAGUAACCAACAUUCAUAUUUGGCAUUAUUAACUGAAAAAUCUGUCAGAAUGUAUAAGUGGGUGGAUUUAUUAUAAAAUAUUGGUCUUCCAGUGUCCUUGCCUGUGCUACUUAGGGAGUAAUUUAAUCAUUUAAAAUGAAAUAUAUUGAUAUUGUUUUCAACUUUUGUCUAAUACAAAGAUGAUUUAGGGCUAUGUGCUUGAAGGUUUCUUUGAUGUAUUUCAUGAAAAUGAUAGUAUGAGCUUUCCUACAAGGCUUGCUUCUAGACAGAAAGAUAGUAUGCACACAAAUAGGCAGGAUUAAGUUACUGAGAACAGCCUGAAUAAUGACACAAAAUCCUUAUAGUAUUGGCAUCCACUGUCUGUAUUGUACAUGUGUAUUAUAUUUUUUUACACAGCAUAUUCCGGAAGUUUACGGUACCCAGCAAAUCAUACAGUGGAAAAAGCUGGAUGUUGUGGGUAGCAUCUCUUGCUAAUGUGUCCUUUCUGCUCAUAUAUAUGUAUGGUUAUGUAUUCUUAGAAAAUACUGUACAGAAUAAGUUCAAAAUCCUUUAACUUUUGUAUUGCAUUUUUAAAAUAAUAAAAAUUACUGUAUUUAA